AUGUUAUCUGAAAUUAUUAACUAGAAAUAAUAAUACAUAAAAUCUGAUACUAUAACUUUGAGUGAUUUUGGAAUUCAAACAAUAGGAUAUUCUAAUACAUUUAAGAACAUGUAUAUGAUUUGCCUGAUUAUAAUAGAACAAAGUUACAUCUUACAGGAAACAAAAUAGUGAAAUUAGAUGGAUUAGAAUAAUUUACGAACCUACAAUACUUAAAUUUGUCCAACAACCAGAUUGAAAGUAUUAAGGAAUUCUAACAUGUACCAUAAUCAUUGUAGUGUUUGUUUGUAGCAGGGAAUCCUUUUACUGCCAACCUGAAUUAUGGUUAUUCUUUGAUGUGCAUACUAAUGAAUUUGUAAUAGUUGGACAAUGACAAAAUAAACAGGCAGCUGACUUAAGAAUACUAGAUUAAGAUGCAAACAUAUGGUUUUCCUGUGUUAGCAUACUUUGUGCAUUUUAACAAUAAAUAAUUAACUCCUAUAUUUAACAAUAGAUCAAUAACAUACAUACAGAAACUUUUGAUGAUAAUUGAUUUAUUAGUAAAUGAAAACAAAGAAGAAAUAUAAGGUUUAAGUCAAUAAUUAUAGAACCCACAAUUUCAAAAAUCAAUAGCUGAUACAAUUUUGAAGCAUAUCUGUAAAUUCGAAAGAGAUUAAUUCAAAAGUAAUAACAUUAAUGCUUUCUUUGCGAAUCAAGCCAUGUAAUCCUAAAAUACAGAUCUCUAGAAAUUUGCAGACGAUGAAGGAUAUUACCAAUAAGAAAUUCUCCAGGCUUUCAUUUCGUAUGAAGAUGUUCAAUAGUUCCCAACCUUCUCAUUAAAUUAGGCUUAUAAUCUAGGGAUCCUGGAUUUUAUUUAUCAAAGCACAUUGACUCAAAACACCACAUUUAGACCUUAAGAAGACAGAGUAAAAUAAUAUGUAGAAGCUCCACAAUCAAAUUUUUCAUUAAUUAACAAAAGCAAUGCAAGCGUUUAGAAAAGCAUACUUAAACCAACUAGUUAUUCAGUGUCUACUUAAUCCAAGUUUGAUGAGUGCACUUAAGAAUAUCUUAACAAUUAUAAAAAGUAAUAUCCAUUUUUGAAAGGAUUGGAAUAACUAAAAAAAAGUUUACAGAAACAUUAUUUAUAGGAAUUCAAGUUGAAAUUAAAGAGGAAAAUAAAUAGAAUACAUCAAUAAUGCAUAGCUGGUACAUUUAAAUUGGAUUACUUUAAGAAAUUAUUUUAAAGAUACUUAAUCAAAAUAGGUUUGUAAUAGAUAAAGAAGAAGUCGAAAAUAUCUAAUAUGGUCAACAUUCUGCAAUUGUAGAGGAACCAUUAAUAAUUGUUAUCCAUCAAGCACAUCAAAAGUGUCGUGUAUGUAUAAAAGAAUAUGGCAAACUUGCAAAGAUAGACAUAUUUAAAACGAGCUGUAUUUAGACAUCUGAAUCCAAAGGUAAGGUAUGGAAAGAUGGCUAAAAAGCUGUAAUUAAAGUUGCUUAUCUUAAAAGUAAACGGAAUUUUGAGAGAAGCUUUGAAAUAAAUGAAGAUCACGGCCUUAGCAUUUAAAGUAGAGAUAAGGAAGGAUUUGGCAUUUAAAGUAACGAUAAAGAAGGAAAAGAAAUAGGAAUCACGUGCUCUAGAGAAUUUUAGAAAACUAAGAGAGUUGGAUAAUACUUAAUAUUGA
This is a messenger RNA of Paramecium octaurelia, 1658 nucleotides long. NCBI's taxonomy places the organism in Eukaryota, Ciliophora, Oligohymenophorea, Peniculida, Parameciidae. The record is from the annotation of a GenBank genome assembly.